AUGACCCUCGACAUCGCGAUCAUCGGCGGCGGCGUCGGCGGCCUCACAGCCGCAAUAGCACUGCGCCAACACCCUGCCCUCCGCGUCCAGAUCUAUGAGCAGGCCUCUUCAUUCCGCGAGAUCGGCGCUGUAGUUGGUUUGGCGCCGAACGGGCUACGCACGCUGGAGAAGCUGAGCGUCGACGACGUGUUGACUGAUGCGGUGGGAUGGCGGAAUCCGAGUGGGAUUCCCAUGAUUUUCAGGCAUUGGCAGACGGGUGAGAUAUUGAGUACAGAUCAGUACCAUAACGUCCAGGAUCGGCGCCAUCAUUUUGCGCGGGUGCAUCGCGCGAAGUUACAGAAGGCGCUGCUUAAGAAACUGCCGGCGGAUAUUCUGCAUCUUAGCAAGAGGGUUGUAUCUGUCAUCGCGGAUGACGAGAAAGUGACCGUUUCAUUUGAGGAUGGGACGUCAAUCACGCCCGAUCUGGUCGUUGGUGCUGAUGGGAUCAAAUCGAGAGUCAGGAAGGCCUUCGUCACCAACCAUGAAUUAAGCUGGACCGGGGAAGCCAUCUUCAGAUCAACAUUUCCGUACUCUUUAGUUUCUGAUAUCAAGGAUCUACCGCAAGACUCAAUACAUUGGACCGGCCCAACAGCCUGGCUCUUCGGAACCCGCAUCGGCAACGACGAAUACGCCAUAACAGCCUCCUUCCCCAUCAACCAGCUCGACCCCACCGCCCCCUUCCAAGACAUCGUCUGGAACGCCCCCGCAGACCCAGAAAUCCUCCACGAAGCCUUCAAAGACUUCCACCCCACCCCCCGCGCCAUCAUCGCCAUCAUCCCCCACCUGCGCCGCUACGCCAACAUCGCCGGCGCCGCCCUCCCGCACUGGUCCUUCGCCGCCGCCCGCGUCGUGCUGCUCGGUGACGCGGCCCACACGCACGGCGGCGCCUUCGCGGCCGGUGCGUCGCUUGCUAUCGAUGACGCUUACGCGCUGUUUCUCGCGCUACGAGCUACCAUCCCUGUAGUCCCUCUCACCACCCCGACUGCAGAAGAGAGCGUGGUAACGAGAGAGCAGAUCAGUCUGGCGCUGGGCUUGUACGAGGCAACGCGCCGCCCGCAGGCGGAUCGCGUGCUCAGGACUGUGCAUCAGGGACAUGGGGAGGCGAGGAAGCGGUUGGAGGGGGUUUGGCGGACGGGGGUGGGGGAGGGGGAUGGGGCUUUUAGAGCUAGGUUUAAAGAAAGGGAGGAUCCGGUGUGGUUGACGGAGCAUGAUGUUGAGGCGGCGUUUGAGGGGGUGUUGGGGAAGGUGCAGGAAGGAGCAAGGGGAAGGGGGGCUAGGGGGGCAGGUGGGGAUGGGGUGGUAGUGGAGGCGAAGUUGUGAGGGUUACUGAUGCGAGAGUCACGCUUGAGCACGCUCAAGUUAUAUCUAGGUCACGUUUCUUAACAGAUCAGCCCCUGACUUCUCUCCACAAUGCAUAUUUUAGCUAUAAAAACUGCUUAAACAUUGGGGAGGGAUAACGGUACACCCCCUAAUCACUCCUUGUACACCCCCUUUUCACUUUCAGACAAGUUUAAAAGGAACACCUUGACCAAGCGAUGUAAAGAAAUCAGGCCUUCCUCCUUAACUCCGCUUUUGCCCAAUUCGACGUCUUAAUUC
Messenger RNA from Mytilinidion resinicola, 1635 nucleotides. RefSeq names its product salicylate hydroxylase. Gene Ontology annotation, molecular function: FAD binding; monooxygenase activity. NCBI's taxonomy places the organism in Eukaryota, Fungi, Ascomycota, Dothideomycetes, Mytilinidiales, Mytilinidiaceae. Bases 1 to 1359 code for a protein of 452 amino acids. The record is from RefSeq and is a predicted model, not a curated record. The transcript is spliced from 6 exons.